AUGAUCUUUAGUGCCCUGCGCUACCGCAAGCCAACUCCAUCAUCUUGCCUUGUCACCAUUGCCUACGAUGUCGACCGUCUAGGACCUACAGCAAUCACUCUCAACGACCGACAUAACCCUCUUGGACCGACCUUCGACUUCGCGCACUGGGUGUCGAGUCCAAGCCCGUCACCGCGGCUAAGCGCUAUUCUACACUCCGACGCUCUAUGCAUCAGCCAAUGGUCCAGCUUGGAGAAUCACCCCCAUGGACUUCGCAACAGCCAUGUCACAAGACAACGCCAUCGACCUGCCCCUUGCUUCCUUCAUUCAGUUGACAGAUAG
Molecule: messenger RNA, 321 nt
Organism: Fusarium verticillioides 7600
Lineage: Eukaryota; Fungi; Ascomycota; Sordariomycetes; Hypocreales; Nectriaceae
Exons: 1
Coding region: 1-321 (106 amino acids)
Source: RefSeq, a predicted model, not a curated record